AUGACAACCACUAAUCAGCUGCUUGAUCGAAUCCAGUCUCGUGCAGUUAAGAAAACACUCUUUUCCGAGAUAAGUAAGAGCGAGCAUCGUUUAACCACAGCUGCGUCUGCAGCUUACCAGCCGUCCUCAUUUAUGGACGCCAACGGAUACAACUUUAAUCCCUUCAAGAACACGAAAAGCUCUGAUCCACCACCCAGUAACUGUUCACUCCCUAGUUUUUCUGCCACGGAAUUAGAAGAGAAGGCUGUCAGAUCAAAGACAAAACGCUUACUGAGUAAAGUUGAAGGCCAUCUUCUCAAAGCCAAGGCGCGGAGCUUAUCUAAGCCGUCUCCUGAAGAGCUCUCAAAUACUCUUAUGCAGACUGUCUCUGAUGUACCCAUAUCUUCUGCUUUGGUGUCAAACUUAUGCGGCAUUGACAUCCCAGUUAGGAUAGCAGAAAAGCGUCUUGCGGUCAGUUGUGACGAAGGAAUUGAUCUCAAACCAGCUCUCUACGAACAAGUUAAUCAGAUACCUGGGAAGGAGGAACAGGGAUCCACCACCAGACUCCAGAAGUAUAUGACUUACAAAUACGAUCCUCCCACAGAACUUAGCAGCGGUAUUGACUUUAUAGACAACAAAGUGCCGUUCUUAGUACAUGAGCGACUAAGCACUGCUGCAAGUGGACGCUCUUGUAACAACAUCGGUCAUAGUAGCAAGCUUGAUAAGCGAUCGAGCAUGUUAGGGAUGGACUUAGCUACAGCAGGGCCAGAAGAUCUCCGGGCAUACUUUUCUCGGUCGUCCAGUCCCAAGAUAUCUGUUACAUCAACAAACACCAAUGUUGCCACACCUCGAAAGAGUCCUGGAGAUAGCAGCAGUGUAAGAUCUGCCGGGUCCAAACGGACGCCACUUCGACAAGAACGCUCUCAUCUUCGUGACGCUCUUCUUGAGGCACCGAAGCAAUUUCUCCCCGAGCAGACUCUUCAGAAUUAUGCAGACUAUAAGACAUCUGUUACUAUUAACCAAAUGCCCCAUUUAGAGCAGGAUGUUUUGGAUCUCGAAACCACAGUCGAGCGGCGGAAGUUUGAAAGAGUUUUGCACUCUCCAGCAAAGCUCCAAGAAAAAGUGUUUCAGGUCAAUCCGGAGCAAGUGAUAGCUGCAGAUUCUUGCAGAUGUGAUUGCCACACGUUGCCGCCGCACCAAAUUGAGCUUCUACCCUAUCUUCGCUGUCCCAUGUGUCUGUGUAAAAUACGGUCUGCUAUGGAGAACGAACCAGAACCAGGGACGACUUCUCUUUAUCAGCAUCUAAAGAAGGCUGCCAGUAUGAAGAAUAAGAAUAUGCCUAGGAAUCUUUUGCACAACUCAAAGACUAACGUAGAUUCCUUAGUUUAUCGAACAACUGUGUUGCCCCCAGAAGAAGACUCGGCCAGCACUGCCGCACACGACAAUUCUACCAAGAGCCUUCUAAAUGAACUGAGAGAGGAAAAAGAAGAAACUGCUCAAUUCAUAGGAAGUCCGCUUGGUGCCAUUAAUGUCUCUCCACAAGCAAUCUCGCCACGGCUAGCACAACGUUUGAUCAACAGGGGACUUAAUAAGGUGACCACACGUAAUGAAAAGCUUCUUAGAGCCGCACUACAGCAAGCGAUUCUUGCCGAUAAGCUUUGGACCGACAGACUCUUGAUGGACAUUUCCCCCGGUAUAACCCCACAAGAGAUUAUAGACAUUCUUCAGAAGCGUCGGUAUGACCGGGCACCCUCUACUGUUGCAGUACCACUUAUUCGAAAGACCGCCACGUAUCGGAGCAAGGUUGCCAACGAUGAUCUUGACCACGAUGAUCUUUUGCUUUCCUCUACUCUUCCACUGAUCCAAGACUAUGAUUUGCAGAGCAAUUCGUUGAUAGAUAAGGGGCUUGAAGAAUCAGAACAUGGCACCAUCAGAGAUGGAUUUUAUGGUAUGGAUGAACACACAAACAAGGAAUUUGAAGACUACACUCCCAAUCCAACUGGAGCGCAGCCGCUGCGUCGCGUGAGGCUAUCUGUUCCGGAAUCAGUUAAGAUACAAUCACCAGCAGUACUACACAUGCGAGAUAGUAUAGCUGAUCCCACUGUACUUGAUUCUCUUGGUGCACAGAAGCUUAAAGAGGCAAGAGCACAUGAGGCUAAUAAGGCGUUUAUACCGAGGAGACAAAAGCCUAAUGUCUCAAAUGCCGAAGCAUUGGCGAAGAAAGUGCUGUACUCACGGUCUCGUGAGCAGCGUGCAUCUAAGAGCAAAGAGAUUAUUGCCGAAAUGGCCAGCGCUAUCAAAGAAACAUCAUCCACAGCACGUUCUCGAGGGUCUCUAACAGGCUCAUAUUACUUACCACCCAGCUCAAGUGUCCGCAUGCGUCCAGAGGAGUUGGCCGAAUUCCAAGCCAAUGUGACGAAUGGAUUUAAGGUCCAAUCUACUAAGAAGGAGUAUGUAUUUAGAUUUAGUCUUGCGUGUCUUUCUGUUAACGAGUAUAUAUCCCUUCAUUCUGUCAAGUAUUUUAAAUAUAGAUCGGUGUGUGGCUCACUAAACCUUUUUGUAUAUCUUAGCGAUACAACACUACAAGCUAUCACAGAAGCAUUUUACUUAGCAAAAAAGGUUGUAGAUGUGGUGGUCGCAGGGGUUACCAACACACACGAUCACUGCAACUCUCCAGGCCAGCCGAGCGUUUACAAUUUGGCACAGAACAAAGACUUAGACUUAAAUGUAGUGAACGGGGAAUCUAAAUCUGUAACCGAUUCCAUAGAGUUUACAGCCAAGACUCGCUUGUCAAAGGAUACAUUAUUAUCUACAUCAGGUCAUCUCAGCUUUUCGUGCCCCUGCAACGGGCUUUACUAUGUAGCACUACAUAUAGAUAACAAGGACAUCAUGUAUGUGGAUGAAAGAGACUACAAGCAACUGAUGCUAACGCAGCGGAAGGAAAAUGCUCCUACAGCUGUUUUGCACAACCUAAUAGAGAGCCAGCUGAAACUGUCAGAGGAUAGUGGCACAGUGUCAAAGUCUAUGCGUAAGCCGCAAGCAAUUUUAUCCAAUAGGCUGUCCCAUAGUGACCGUGAGGAAGAGUCUACAGAUGCCAUUCCUCCUGUUCCUCCAAAUGAACGUGAGCCUUCGCCUCAGCUUAUGGAGCACGAUCUCGCUCUCAGUGAUCAAGACACGUCAGAAUCUCGGCAGCACGCUGACGCUUCUAACCCACGGGCUGCAAUUGCAUCGGAAUCGGUUUGCAGACGUACCCUAAGAACGGCCACGGACGAUCACAAGCGCGACCUACCAGACGCUGACCAGUCCUUGCAGCAUCAUAGCGCUGAGGAGAUGAUGAAUGAGACCCUUAGGUCAAUUUACGCAGAUAGCCGCCUUUCAGUAGAUAUCCAGAGAACGAUAGUCCCAGAGGCCUCUAACGGCUAUAUAGAAAAGGCUCUUCCGGUGAAAUCCGUUGUCACGGCAAUCCACCGGGCACAGAGCCGGCUCCGUAAGCUGACUGGCCAAGCGACAUAG
Giardia duodenalis is the source of this 3492-nucleotide messenger RNA. RefSeq lists its product as uncharacterized. The transcript has a single exon. Lineage: Eukaryota; Fornicata; Diplomonadida; Hexamitidae. The record is from RefSeq and is a predicted model, not a curated record. Bases 1 to 3492 code for a protein of 1163 amino acids.